Molecule: messenger RNA, 261 nt
Organism: Sporothrix brasiliensis 5110
Lineage: Eukaryota; Fungi; Ascomycota; Sordariomycetes; Ophiostomatales; Ophiostomataceae
Exons: 1
Coding region: 1-261 (86 amino acids)
Source: RefSeq, a predicted model, not a curated record
AUGCACAGUGAUUUUGGAGACGUUCAGUUUGACGAGACCCAGGUGUCCACUACCUCGCCGUGCGGGUCCGUCCUGCACCGGCUGAUGGAGCCGGUACACUUACACGUGGGGCGAGACCGGGACGGCAACAUAGGCAUCAUUGGGCGGCGUGUGACUAUGUAUCGCGUACCGCCGUCGGCACCCUACCGGACACACGCAAUACCGGUAUCGGAGGGCAUCGUGGGGUUCAACAGCCUCCCGAGAAGAGAUGCGUCGUUGUAG